UAAUUGAACGAAUUGGGUGUGUGCGUCGGUACCUAGCUGCUUCACGUAAUUUGUUCGUGCAGUGGAAAACCAAAGCGAUAGAAAAAUAAAAGUUUUUAUCGUGCAAAUUAACAAAAAAUAGGCGCUACGACAAAUAUAAAAAUUCGUUGACGUAUGCAGUAUAGUUGCAAAUACACCUACAGAAAGAAAGAAGUGUACGUGAGCGUCUUGUUUGAUUUGCUGUGAAUGUGUACGUGCGUGUAUGUAUGUAUGUGUUAACAUGCAUAGUAAACAAAAAAGAAAAGAAUACGCGAGACCAAUUAAACAAAUAUUUGAAUGCAAUCAACAUAAAGCUUUGAUUAAUAUAAAGUGUAUCAUUUCAAAUAUUGAAACAAGUGUUGCCCGCUGUUGUCUAAUGUCGAUUUAAAUAAAAUUUAGCACGCUGAUACACACAACCAAAGGCAAAACGAGAUUUUUGCAAGCCGCAAUUUGUGCUUGUGUUUACGUGUGUGUGUGCUUAGUGUGCUGUAUACAUUCAUAUAUACAUACAUAUGUACACUGUGCUCUUGCAAUCGCUGUUUGCGUUUUUCGUUUGUAUGUGUUUGUUUUGCAACAACAAAAGAAACAUCAGUAAGCAACUUAACAGUGAGCUGUAUUUCUACGCAUUUGACACUUUAAAUAAGCAAAUAUUUAGUGUGACCGCAUACAAUUCACUUGCAGCUUGUUUUCGUUCGUAUUUUCGGAUUGCACACUGUCCCAGCAAUUGUGCGAUUGCGAUUGCCAUUGUGGGUGUGUGUUGUGAAUGCGUGUGUAAGAGAGCGAAACAUCAAAAUUGAAAAAAAUUUUCGCCCCGUUUGUUUGUGAUUUCUAAUAACAAUACUCGACAUCAAGUGAAAGUGUAAAAGUUAAAAAAAUUGUAACAUUUAACAGCCAACAGCGUCUAAAACUGCAAAAGAGGAAAAUCAUAAACAACUGUUGAAAUAUUGCACAAACUUUGGAUUACCCUGCACAACCAGGAAUUAAUACUCGUUGCUUGCAACUGUUGCAAAUCUAAAGUUAAUUCGAAACUAUGCUAAUUUUACAAACCUGCUCGAAGCAUUCGGCAAGGGAAUGACUUAAAAACUAUAUAUUCCAUUCAUAUUGUUCAUACUCGAAAAGAAAGUAUAUUAAUUUACGGUACAACACCCCAUUGAGCGACAACAGGCCACAAUGGGGCUAAUUAUACAAGAGAUGAAAUCACAUCCGAGGCACUAAAGGAACUGACUCAAUCAAAGUCUGAAGGCUGAAACACUCUUGCUGUGAACACUGAACGUUGAGACUCUCAAGACUUCCUUCCCACUUUCAGCACUUAAAAUCUAUCCAAAAUGAACUCCGUCAUCUCAGCAUUUAAGACCAAGAAGAGCAACGCGGCCAGCCCCACGGCCGUGGCACCCGCCUCCAAUGUUGCCACAGCGGACGGUAAGGUUGGCCUGACUAUAGCCAGCGCCGGCGGCGGGAACAGAAAGAAGCCAGUGGUCCAGGACAAUGGCUAUCAGUAUCUCCGGCAAAUCCGUGAAAUUGAGACGGCCAACAAGCUGCUCUCGCCCGUGGUCGCCGUUGCCGCCGAUGAUCUGAACAGCGGCGAUAAGCUGCACUUCCGUCCAGCCACUGAUGCAGCUAUCGUGGGCGCCGACGUCGUCGACCACUGUCCACCCGCCAUGGUGCGGCUGUCGUGUGUGGAUGCAAAGUCUGAUUACAACAUGAACGGCAAGGGGAAUAGCACACCGAGUAAUCACAGCAUGAAGCUGGCCGAGAAUGGCAACAUGGACAUUUACGCCUUGGGCUGCGAUCAACACAGUCCACCGCUGCCGGAUGACGAUGACAAUUCCGAGCAUUCGACAGCCGCUUGCAACAGCACCAGCAGCUCCAGCGACCACAGCAACAGCACCGUGGUGCAGAGUCCAACAGUCGUAGUCCAGCCCAAUCCGCAGACCAGCAGUCCCAAUCUGGGCAGAGAUUGCAGCUUGAGCAGCUUGUCGGUUAAUGGCGAGCCGCACUCAGCAUCGAGCACCACACUCUCCUCCUUGAAUUUGGAGGAGCCCCUUGUUGAGUGCAGCUCGGAGAGUGAGAAUGGAUGCCAGCCGCCGCUCGGCUCGCCAGUCCUAACAAAAGCUCAUGACGAUUAUGUGCCCGCGUUUCUGAAAGCCCCGCCCAUUACCUUGCCGCUGAGCGUAGCCGCCUGCAGCCUCUCCACCGGCUCAACGCCAACCAUCAGCUCGGCAGCGAGCACACCCAAGCACGUGCGCUACGCCAAGCCACGUCUGAGCCUCAGCCGGGGAUUCAAUCAGUCUAUGCCCUCCGUGCAUGGUCGCCCCAAUCUGAGCUUGGCCCCAACUGGCGCUGGACUCAAUGGCACCCAAACGGGCGGCUUACCACCGAAGCGGAUUUCAACGCAUCAAAGAAACUUGAGUUUGGAUUUUAGAUCGAUGGGCAUAAUGCUGCCACCUGUUUCUCAAGUGACCAACACUCGCAUAAAUCACACACAACAUCAUCGCAAUCGAAGUCUCGACAGUGCCUUGCAGCGCAUACCAGAGGUCGAGAUCUCCUCGCCCAAUGCCGAGAGUGAGACUACAUUUUGUUCACCAACAACAAUACUCAGCACGAAUAUGUGCUCGAGAAUCGCAACAACAGCGGCCAGUGUAACGGCCGCACUUGCCACAUCCCCCCCAAUGCCAGCCCUAACGAUUGCCCAAUGCAAUGAUGCAGCGUCUGGGUCCGGAACAGUUAUUACUGACCGGCCGGUCACGGACACGCCCACAUCUGCAGUCACAGUCCAUGCGCAACGGAAUCAACCUGUGCCCAAUGGAGUUAUUGAAUCCUGUCCAACAUUGCGAUCACGACCCAAGUCGAAUGAGCUGGGGACCUUGGGCGCCCAGGAUAUGGUCGAUGGGAAUGCUGGAAGCAGCAAUAGCUGCAGCAGAGCUGGUAGCUACAAAAAGCGUGAGGAUCUAACUAGCCUCGGCUCGGAUGAUUCCGGUAUUAUAUGUGGCUCAGAGUCAGACCAGAUAUCCCUAAAUCGCAUCUGCCAUUCCCAUGAGUCUCUUGAUUCGGGUGAAAUGGAUGCCGAUGCGGACGCAGAAGCAGAUGCCGAGGAGGAAUGCAUAGACAUGUUGGACACGACGUCUAUGGACGAGGACUACAAUCUAAUGGAAUCGGACCUUUACUUCUUUCCGUCGCAUGCCGCCAACGACUUCGACUGCCGUACAUUGCGACCCUCGCGCAAGCAAAAGCAGCAAAAGCGAGAAGAAGCCAAGCAGGCAGCACAACAACAACAACAGCAGCAGCAGCAGCAGGAUCAGGAACAGCGUGAUGAGGUCGAUCAUAUACGUUAUCGUGUAAUGAACAUGUGCGUGGGCGUGGUGCCCGACGAGCCAUCGAGGGUCGAGCUUGAGAAUGAGCCCGAUGCAUUGCCCACACCACACACACUGUCCAACAACAAUGUGACAGCAGCAGCAGCCGUAGCUACAACAACACCCACAGCCACACCAGCAGGAACACCCACACCUGUGGCCACGCCCACUGAGAGUGCCAAGAACGAUCAAGUGCUCUUCAAGAACUUUUUCGGCGCCACUAAGAAUGCAAUUUUCCGCACCGCUCAAAGCAUAAUUGAGAACCAUGAGAAAAAAAAUGCGGCCAAGCAGAAAACUGGUGAGCAACAAGACGUCUUAAAGGUGAAAGCUUUGACGAAUACAGCGCCACAUAAUGUUGAGCAAGUAGCGCAGGAUCUGGUCAAGUCCCCCACGGAUAUUUCCAAAAAGAAGGAGUUCUUCAGCCUGCUCAGCUCCAAUUCCAGCAAGAAGGCUGCUGCUGCCGCUGCAGCAGCAGUUGCUAGUACAACAACAACUCCCACAACCUCAUCCACAGCCGAUGUGCCCACAGAGGCUGCCACAGAUGUGAAGAUGAAGGAGCUCACCUUGAAUCUGCGUCUGCCCGGCGCAGAGACUGAAGUCGGUCACGAUGUCACGAUGCGGAAGAGCUCCUCCAUCAGUUCUCUGCACCAACUGAAGAUGCCAGUGCCUGGCGUUGUGAAGUAUUUCAUCAGCGACCGAGCGCCCACUACGUGUCCCCAGCAAAAUUAUGAGCGAGGUCCCAGCGGGCUAUUGCGAUUUUUCGAAUCGCCCGUAUUUAAUAUUCACUUUGCUGUCCACUACUUGUUCUACUCGAAGGAGCCGGGCGUUCUGAGUUUUAUUGGCAAUAAGAUCUUCAGUUUCCCCGACCAGGAAGUAGAUCUCUAUAUACCGCAGCUGAUAUUAAUGUACAUUCAAAUGGACGAACUGGCCGAAGUUCUAGAUCCAUAUCUCACCAUACGCUGCCGGAAGUCCGUUGACUUUUCCCUAAAGUGCUUCUGGCUGCUGGAGGCGUACAACUAUCAAGUGGACUCACUGGGCAACGGAAGCACCAGUCGGAAGUCCAAGCUGGCGCUAAUGAAAGAGAUAUUUCCCAAGAAGGAGAGCAAACAACCAGCGAGGCCCGAUAGCAUACAGACCCCAGCCGUUGCUCUCGCAAAGAAAACUCAUCAUCGCUCUCAGUCAGAUGCCACAGUGCUGCUCGCCGACUCACGCAGCCCCCACACGCUCAGCAUAUCGCAUAGGAUGUACCAACAGCCGCCGUACACCACGCAAACGCUGCCCACAGCUCCUGCGAAACUCUUCCUCGGCGAUCUGACCUCGGGAUUGGCAUUCGACAAUGGCUGCACUUGCUUCGAGACAGUCCGUGGGCAGGUGAACGGACUGCUAGGACAGCGUACACUCUGCAAUUGCGGUGCACCCAAGACAGCACCGCAAAAGGAGUUCAUGAAGGCCCUCAUGAAUGUGGGAAAGAAUCUAAUCUCGCUGCCUUCAAAGGCGGAGAAGACGUCGGCCCUGCGAAUGUUCCUUAACCUGAUAAAUAAAAACUUGCCCGCCCGUGUCUGGCUGCCGCUCUACUCGGAUACUCCACACCAUGUCGUGCGCAUCACAGAGGAAAAGACUGCAGUGCUAAACUCCAAGGACAAAACCCCGUACAUCAUAUACGUGGAAGUAGUAGAAGUGCCAGAUAUUUACACUUCGCCACUGAUACCCAAGCUAAUGCCAUCACUGCGGCACACCAAGAGCGAAGAACACUUGGAGGGCACUUGCCUGAAUACGCACCAGGGCUGCAGCCGGACCUCCACCUGUAGUAGCACUCAUCAUGGAUCCAGUUGUCGACGCAAAAAAGAUACGGAAUCGCAUGCAGAAAACGGAUGUGGUGAGCCGGCCAGUAACAAUUGUUGCAGCGGUAACAACAGCCGCUUGCUCUCACUGGGUGGUCUCCAGGUCCACGAGGAUGAUGUGUGGUCUCAGGAAGAUGACCAGAUCACCGCGCAAUAUCUAUACAUGAGCAAGGUCAGUGAACGCGACGCCAUCUCCCAGAUGUCAAUGGACUCGUGCGACUCCAGAGAUCAAGGUCCCCCAAUUGUCUUUAAUAUUGGCGAUGUACGCACGCGACACUGCAACAAUUUGAACUGCGAGAACACAAAGUCGUUCAGCAAUGAUCCGGAGGAUCCAUCCGCGGCUGCAUUAAAGGAGCCUUGGCAUGAAAAGGAGAAACUCAUUCGGGAAUCCUCCCCGUACGGUCAUCUAUCUAACUGGCGUCUGUUGUCUGCUAUUGUGAAGUGUGGAGAUGAUUUGCGCCAAGAACUGAUGGCAACGCAACUCCUGCAGAUGUUUAAGAUCAUCUGGGAGGAGGAGCAUGUCGAUCUAUGGGUGCGGUCAUAUAAAAUAAUAUGCCUCUCGAAUGACAGUGGUUUGAUUGAGCCUAUUCUGAACACCGUGUCGUUGCAUCAAAUCAAAAAGAACUCAAACAAAUCUUUGCGCGAUUACUUUAUCGAUGAAUAUGGACCUCCAACUGGCGAACGUUUUCGUCAAGCCCAAAAGAAUUUCGUGCAGAGCUGUGCGGCUUAUUGCCUUAUAUCCUACCUGCUGCAAGUUAAGGACAGGCACAAUGGCAAUAUACUCUUUCAUGCGGAUGGUCAUAUAAUACAUAUAGACUUCGGAUUCAUACUAAGCAUAUCUCCCAAAAAUUUGGGCUUUGAGCAAUCACCAUUUAAACUUACACACGAAUUUGUCGAUGUUAUGGGCGGAACCGGGUCAGAACAUUGGCGGGAGUUUAAUCGUUUACUGCUCGUCGGCAUGAUGUCUGCGCGCAAACACAUGGAUCGCAUUAUAAAUUUUGUGGAAAUUAUGCGCAGCAAUGCACAGCUGCCGUGCUUCAAGAAUGGCUGCUCCGGCACCGUACAGAAUCUCCGUAAACGUUUUCAUAUGAAUUUAACUGAGCAGGAAAUGGAACGCAAGGUGGAACAACUUGUGCAGGACUCUCUGAAAAGUUUAUCGACCAAGCUUUACGAUGGGUAUCAAUAUUAUACGAAUGGCAUAUUGUGAGAACGGUUUUUUAUGAAAAUCUAAGCUUAUGAAUUGAUUAAUAAUCUUGUGUUCUAAAAUGCCGAUCUGAUAAACCAAAAGUAUGUUUAAAAAAUUUUAUAUAUAUGUAUAUAAAAACAAACAACAACUGUUAUUGUAGCCAGAAUCGUUAAUAAUGCGUUGUGGUAAUGUUAUUAUUCUAUUAUAUUAUGUUAGGCCAAAGUGAAUGUUGUCUAGCUUUUAAGCAAAAGUGUAAAUGUCAUUGACUGUAUUCGUCUGUCAGCCGUGUUUCGGUCUUGCAUUGCAUUGCAUUUCAUAAAGAAAACAUACAUGAUAAUCAUCGACUUGUAUAUAUUUAAGAUCUUAUGACUGUAAUUAGAAAAUAUUGUAAGUCGCCACGCAAACUAAUUUUAAAAGAAACUAUUACAUCUGCACAAUAUAAUUCAUUCGCUCUACUACUCACAUAAUUAUGCAGCAAAUUUACUAUUCGUAUAUAUGAGUAAUUAAAAAUUGAAAUUCCAACAUUAAUCGGGUUUUUAAUCAUAAUUGAAUCAACUUAAUACUUUCCAACAAUACAGACAUCAAUUUAUUUAUAAAGAAACAAAAAUAAAUAUAUAGUAUAAUGGGAUUUAAAUAUUCUUUCGCUUUUGCCCUCCAAAUUCCGCAUAUGUGUAAAUGUUCUAUAUAGAUUUAUAUAUACACGUAGUUAAUCGAAACAUUUUUCUUACUUUAUAGUAACUAAGCGAUACGAAAGCAAAAAUCAAAUUAAAUUCAACUAAACUUAAAAACAUAGUUAGGCACUCAAAGUGUUUAUUUCAAUCUUGUGUAUGUCAACACACAAUUAUACAGUACUCAUAUGUAUGGCUUAAAUAAUACAGACUACUUGUAUGAUAAUUAUAAUUACCUAAUAUAAA
Drosophila arizonae is the source of this 7309-nucleotide messenger RNA. RefSeq names its product phosphatidylinositol 4-kinase beta fwd (gene fwd). Gene Ontology annotation, cellular component: cytoplasm; membrane. NCBI's taxonomy places the organism in Eukaryota, Metazoa, Arthropoda, Insecta, Diptera, Drosophilidae. Gene Ontology annotation, biological process: phosphatidylinositol-mediated signaling; phosphatidylinositol phosphate biosynthetic process. The record is from RefSeq and is a predicted model, not a curated record. Gene Ontology annotation, molecular function: 1-phosphatidylinositol 4-kinase activity.